AUGAGGCUGCCAUUGCGAUCUCCAUCUUAUAGGCAAGAAAGGAGGCUCAGAGGGCAAGAGUCAGCCAAGGUCACGUGGUUCCACACGGUGGUGCAGGCCGGGCUGACCCCAGUGUCCUCUGGUGAUGAUGCAGACAUUAGUGCUGCACAGAAUUUGCCCCCGCCCCAGGCAAGGCAGCCCCUGCGAGAGCCUCAGGGAGGCACGCUGGUGUGCUCUACGCACUUUCUUACGAAUGAAGCAGUUUUAGUACCUCAAUCUAUGGGCCACAGGAAGAAGGAAGGGCCCUAUCCUGAGAGGGUUUGCCUAGAGCCCAGCAGGAUCCAGUCUGCCGCAGCCCCUGCCUCAAGCCCUGAGGACAGUCCAAGGCCCCAGGCCUCUGCCUACAGUCCCACUGUGGCCACCUCUCCAGCACCUGCAGCCCAUACAUACAGCGAGGCCCCAGCUGCCCCUGCACCCAAGCCCCGGGUUGUCACCACUGCCAGCAUCCGGCCUUCUGUCUACCAGCCAGUGCCUGCAUCUACCUACAGCCCAUCCCCAGGGGCCAAUUACAGUCCAACCCCCUACACUCCCUCCCCUGCCCCCACCUACACCCCCUCCCCUGCCCCCGCCUACUCCCCCUCCCCAGCACCAGCCUAUACCCCCUCGCCAGCCCCAAGCUAUAAUCCUGCACCCUACAGUGGGGGCCCUGCGGAGUCUGCCAGCCGUCCCCCAUGGGUGACAGACGACAGCUUCUCUCAGAAGUUUGCCCCUGGCAAGAGCACCACCACUAUCAGCAAGCAAGGCCUGCCCCGAGGGACCCCUGCGUACAACCCGCCACCGGCUCCGCAGGUGUCCCCCCUUGCCAAGGGUACCGUCCAGAGGGCCGAGCGCUUCCCAGCCAGCAGCCGGACUCCGCUCUGUGGCCACUGCAACAGCAUCAUCCGGGGCCCCUUUCUGGUAGCCAUGGGCCGCUCCUGGCACCCAGAAGAGUUCAACUGUGCCUACUGCAAGACCUCCCUGGCAGACGUGUGCUUUGUGGAGGAGCAGAACAACGUUUACUGUGAGCGGUGUUAUGAGCAGUUCUUUGCCCCGGUCUGUGCCAAGUGCAACACCAAAAUCAUGGGGGAAGUGAUGCAUGCCUUGAGACAGACGUGGCACACCACCUGCUUUGUCUGUGCAGCCUGCAAGAAGCCCUUCGGGAACAGCCUCUUCCACAUGGAAGAUGGGGAGCCCUACUGUGAGAAAGACUACAUCAACCUGUUCAGCACCAAGUGUCAUGGUUGCGAUUUCCCCGUGGAGGCCGGUGACAAGUUUAUCGAAGCCCUGGGGCAUACCUGGCACGACACCUGCUUCAUUUGCGCAGUCUGCCACGUGAAUCUGGAGGGGCAGCCAUUCUACUCCAAGAAGGACAAACCCUUGUGCAAGAAGCAUGCACACGCCAUCAAUGUGUAGGGAGCCCAGGGCGUCUGCUGGCAACGAAGGAUUCAAGGAGGCUGAUGUUUCUUUUUGGGGGGAAAAGGGAGAAGACAGGAAGUGACUGAGCCCUUUUGAAGUAUAAUUUUAGUCCUUUCUUCUGCACACAGAUUGUGUAUUUGCAUAGUUCAGACUAGAAGCCAAAUGAAGAUUCCUGAACCAAGCUAGUAAUUAAUCCAAGACUGGAAUUGUACUCCAAACACUGAGGACAGAAUUCCAAGAACUCAAAAGUGAAAAAGAAAAAGUAACUUUCCCCACGCGAUACACUUCCCUGAGGUCACCAGAGCAGGGACAGAGCUCAGAGCAGUUAUGGAGAAUCUGAAGCAUUCUGCGGAGUUCUUUAGAGCUCCUCCAGCAAACAAAAUGAAGUGCCAAACAGCCCUCGCUGCAGGGUAUUUUUAGAGCCAUGGCUGAGCGCUUGUUAGCUAAGACCGAUUGGGCUUUCCUCACCAAAAAAGGAAGUGUUAUUCCAUUACUCACGUCAUGGAGCUACCUCUGCGCAUCAGACUUCAGACCUUGCACAGGCUUGAACAUUCUCAAGGGAGCCCAGACAUUGGAGGGAUGUCUUCUGGGAGCCUCUGGGCAAUCGACAGGGCUUCAGGAAAGGGUCGGGCUCAUUCCAUAGACAGCUGAAGAAAGAAGGGCUCUUCAGCCACCCUCUUUCAGUCUGGAACAUCCAAUGUCCCCAGAAAGCUUAGCUUCUUUUUGAGUUGUGGUGGGAAGGUGGAAUUGGGUUUUUCCAGUUUUGCUUUGCUGUUUGUGAGAGGAGAUUUUAAAACGACUCUGGGCUGUGUUUGGCCUCUGUUUGGCUUGACGAGGUUCAUUAGCAUGAACGUCUAGUCUUGUGCAUGUGUUUCAUUCCCAAUACUAUGACUGCUCACUGCUGAAGUCUUCCUCAGCACCCCUCCCCCCAACAGGCUUAGUGACCUGUGGAAAAGAAGAGAGAGACAGUGUCUGAAACAGGAUGGCAGAAGAGGCUGAGAACAUGCCCAAACUCUGGGUGGGGAAGAGGAACCUUCCUUUCUGCCAACCUCAGUAAGAACGCACGAGCUGGCAGGACCUCCCACUUCAGAGCUGCUCCAUCCUUCUCGUAUCUUCCUUUAAACGCAGUACACUGAUUAUAUACAAUUGUGUUGACUGCUGGAAGGGAAAGAUGAUAUAUGAUAUAUACACGUUUGCCAUUUUGGCCAAUAUUUUGAAAAAGUAUGAGCUGAGUUGAUAUAGCAAUUAUUUAAGCAUUUAUUGAAAUAGACUUGGGUCUUCAAACUUCCUUAAAGUAUUAGUGGUAGUUUGAGUUAAGUAAGCAUUUUAAAGCUGUUUGGUGAUAAAGAGAGAAGCUUCGUUUUUGAGGUUGGAAGUGGUAUAGUCUCUUUCCCUUUUGGGAAGCGCUGUUAUUAUGCUCAUUGAACAUGGCCUUGAAGCAGGUGGUUUGAGUGGAUGUUUCUCACUUGAGCACAAUAUUUAGGCUCUCUUCCAAAUCAUUGCUACUCUCUCCUCACUCCUGUUCUGGAUUUUCUCUUUGCAUGUUUGAAAUGUUUUAUGAGAAUGCAUUAGAAUACUUUUUCUUCUGAGAACUGAGGCUUCCAGGGAACUGCCUUUCUACCUGAGGGAGAAGGAAGCAGUUAGAUGUGUCUCUAACAAAAGGCCCGAGGUUUUUUUUCCAAGGGUGAAGUCACCAACAUCCCCCAGGGAGCACCAGGAGGGACAUAAGCGUGCUCCUACCACAGGACCCUUCUUUACUUCUGGUGCAGGGAAAAAGUCAGUAUAAAGCACCAGGCAGAGUAAAAUCUGCAGGGAGUGCCUGGAGAUUUUUCAAGAGUUGCAAACAAGCAUUCUUUUAUUUUUGGAAAGUUCAAAUACACAGGAACAAGGAGGUUGCUGACUAUACAGAAAGGCUCUAGGCAGAUUUUCUCUUAAAAAAACAAAAAAAAACAAAAAAAAACCCCCACAACUUUUAAAUUAUCAGGGAAUGGUCUCAAGGAAAGGGAAAAAAUUUCCCUAGAGUUGUUUCCAAAAAUAUCAUUUAAAAGAUUUUACACAUACACACACACAAGUGUGCCCAUUAAAACGUGUAUGAUCAUGAAAAAGAAAAGUAAAAUCUCAAAGGAGAACUUCAUCAUAGUCAUUUAUUGAAUUGGUUUUUCUGCAUUUCAGAGCUAGUAUAGAUUCUGAGGGACUCUUUUAUUUACCAAAACACAAAAUCAACAACAACAGCAACAAACAUUUUAAAGGUAGCUGGAAAAGGAGGUAGUUCUGAAUAUGGUUCCCCCGAUGUUUGUAAGUUUGGCGUAGUGUUGGGUUAAGGUUGUGUCAUUUCAAGUUAACAUCGUGGAUGUCCUACAACACCAAACACAAUUUUUAAUAGUUCAUGGUGGGGAGUACACUUUGGAUCUACAGUUCUUGUCUCCUCAUUGUUGACAUUUAUUUAACAUUUAUAAACAUUAACUUUUUGCAACUGAGUCACUUAUGUCUGCAGUGUUUGUGUUAGGAAUCUAGCUUUUAUAAUGUUAACUUUUCAACCCAAGUACUCUUGCUUUGGGAUAGUUUUUUAAAAUUUUAACAUUUCAGAAGUGGAAUAUAGUGUGUUAGAAGUGUGUGCAAAAAUAUUUUGCAUGGUUUUUUUUUUUGGCGUGUGAAUUCUUUUUAGCAAAAUAAAACCCUAAAACGGAUGUGCAAAUACA
Physeter macrocephalus (sperm whale) is the source of this 4133-nucleotide messenger RNA. RefSeq names its product LIM domain binding 3 (gene LDB3). The transcript has 9 exons. Gene Ontology annotation, molecular function: muscle alpha-actinin binding; actin binding. Gene Ontology annotation, cellular component: adherens junction; filamentous actin; Z disc. The record is from RefSeq and is a predicted model, not a curated record. NCBI's taxonomy places the organism in Eukaryota, Metazoa, Chordata, Mammalia, Artiodactyla, Physeteridae. Gene Ontology annotation, biological process: heart development; muscle structure development; actin cytoskeleton organization. The coding region runs from base 1 to 1431 and encodes 476 amino acids.